AUGGAACAAGAUGUUAUAAAUUUGAAAAACCAUACUACUCAAUAUAAAGUACUGAAAGAUGAAGAAAUAAAACAAAAAGCCCUGAAGACAUAUAUGGAUAGCGAUGAGUAUAAAAAAGAAGUUGAAGCAAAUGUAAAGGCAGAAAAACUUUUACAGUUGCAAAACCAAACCGUACAGUAUGAAAACUUAGCACAAGAAAGUAAAAAUAACGACGCAGCCAUGCAAAAGGCAAUGAACAGCGCAGAAUAUAUAAAAGCUAAUAAUGACUGGUUAGAUGCCCAAGCCAACGCUAAAGCAGCCCAACUUAUAGGGUCAAUAAGGACAAAAAUACAAGCGGAUGAAGACAGUUCAAAUGAAGCUUUAAUGAAUGCUGACUUUAAGAAUGCCUUCGAAGCUCUUCAUAGUAAGGUGAAACUAGUGAACGACUUCUCAUCUGGAAAGAAACUGAAGUCUGAAGGUUUCGACAAAGAGUUAAGAGAAGUAGCACAAAAUAUGACGAAAAUAACAGAUGCAGCAACGAGACAGGCAGUUCAAAGUGCCUAUGACGCCGUUAGAGCAACUGUUGUGGAAAGUCAAGAAAAAGAGUUACAACAGAUCAAAACAGACCUAGUAAAUGCUUUCUUAAGAACGAAAAGUCAGGUAGGACACUAUGCUGCAGAUGGAACAUAUGUGCCAGCUGGUGGAACUUAUAUACCACCAAACCCUCCAAGAGAAGCACCUGCACCAGGACUACCUAAAACAUUUACAUCGUCACAUGGACACAGACACAGGCAUGCAACAAAACCAACACAACAACCAACAGUUCAAAAUCCAGCACCACAACAACAACCAAAACCAACAGUUCAAAACCCUGCACAGCAACCAACAGUUCAAAAUCCAGCACAACAACCAAAACCAGCACAACCAGCACAGCAACCAACAGUUCAAAACCCUGCACAACAACAACCACAAACAGAGCAAGGACAUAAAAGAAGUAGAGAAAAAGGAAACCAAGAAUUCUUAAAAAUGCUUAAGGAAGAUUAUGGUUACCCAGAUACUCUUGACUUUAGUGACAGAUAUAAAGAAGCUAUUAGAAAGUUCAAGGAAGGAAAUACUGACCCGAACCUAUUUAGCUUUAUGGUUCAGCAUCAAAUCGGAUAUAAUCUCAAACCUGGAAAAUACAAGCUCGCUAAGGGAUAUGAUUUAAUAGCAUAUCAUCCAAAUGACAUGGAUGAAUUUACUCCGAGAUAUUUGAUGUCAGAGCUAAAUGAUAAUUCAACUCUCUUCAUGAAACGUGUAAAAAAUAGAGACGGAACGAAAGAAGAAAGGUUUAUGAGUCCGGAUGACUUAGAUAGGGAACUUGUUAAAAACGGUCUCGGAAUAUAUGAAAUGCCAGCAGAUGAGGUACAAGAAACUCAACAGGAAGAAGUUCAGAUACAACCAGACAUGGAAGAAAUA
This is a messenger RNA of Trichomonas vaginalis G3, 1437 nucleotides long. Its product is annotated as protein of unknown function, DUF4106 family. The annotation marks the transcript as partial. The transcript has a single exon. Lineage: Eukaryota; Parabasalia; Trichomonadida; Trichomonadidae. The record is from RefSeq and is a predicted model, not a curated record.